GCGCGGGCAUCGCCGCUGCUUCACUGUGUCACCCGCCGGCGCUGCACCCACACACUGAGGGAGACACACACACACAGAGACAGACAGAGGGAUGGAGACGCUGUGCCUCGUUGUCCUCGGACUCCUCGCUGCUUGCUGGCCGGCCGUGUCGCCCUUACCCACCGGAGCCCCCCUGACCAGCUGCGAGAGCAUGGCCCCCAAACACACGGAUGUGACCCCUCAGACAGGACCAGCCCCCUACUACAUCAUGAUCAAAAACUACACCGACAAAGUGGAAGUGACAGUAAUGGGCCGAUCCUACAGCGGCAUCCUACUGGAAGCACGGUAUCCGAAUCAAACGAUGGCAGUUGGUACAUGGGCACAACCACCAGCUAAUACAAAACAAAUAGCGUGUUUCAACAAGAUGAAUAGUGCAAUUACUCAUUCAAACACUGAAUUGAAAACCAACGUCACUUACACCUGGAUUUCAUCGUGUUCAAAGAAUGGUACUAUUGUAUUUCUAGCAACUGUUGCCGAAAGCAGAACAAUUUAUUGGAUAAAACUGACUUCUGAUCCUGUCCGUGUAACUUGUUCUGGUUCUGCGAUAAACCUCCAUGGAUUUGCUGCCCUUGUCGUGCUCUUGAUUUCAGCGGUAGCUGUGCUCUAAGCAGCAACAUCACGUUCUGUAAACUUCAUUUGAGUUUUUCAUUGUUGUUGUUUAAAAUUGGAUUGCAUUCUGCAAACAAUUACGUACUUAAAGGCCAAUUGUCAAAUCAGUUCUCAGGCAUCAACGUUUGACCCCAUUUCUACUGAGAGUUGAUGGUGUAGAAAUUAUCAGCUCAAUGACUGAGUUGUGGAUUUAUGGGUGCAGUGGAGGACUUCAAUGAGAUCUUUGCAGAUGAAGUUAACUGCUUAUUUUAAAAAAAAAGGUAUUCUGCUCUAUUUUGACCCUGUGUUAAUGGAAUGCACUGGAGAGAAUGUUGUACUACAAGAAACUAGCAAACAGAAUUAAACUUAUCACUCAGGUUUCAAUGAGAACAGGUUUUAAGGAUCGUUUUCAUACAUCUCUUACUGUUAAUUGGGCAAUUUUUAAGGAAAUAUAUAGGGUUUUUUUUAUUCAAUAUGAUUGCCUUUAUAGUAGGAAGAAAAUAUAGUCUGGGGUUAUUUCAACAUACUUGCUUGAACGUUUUUUUACAAUCUUCAUUAGAGAAUUUUCAUCAGCUAUCUAAAUUAGCUUUCACAUUUGCUCUGAUUUGAAACACCAGCACUAAUCAGAAGGUCCAGUUCUUGGUAAAGUAUUUUAAUUGAAGUUAAGUUAGUUUGUUCAAACUGCCUGCAAAUUGGGAUAAAAAUAUACAACUUUACUCAUUUGCAGCUUUCAAGGGAUUACAUCAGAGUGCUGGGGAAGCUGGAGAGAAUAGAAUGGGAACGAUCUAAAGCAAUAAGACCAUAUGAAAUAAAACAAUUAGUGGAUAGAAACAUGGAAAUUGACUAAGAAUAUUAGAUUCUUUUACAAUUGUUACUUUGAAUAUUUGACCAUAUUUGACCAUUUUUGGAAUUAGAAUAUAUUUUACAUUAUAGUAAUUGCAUCUAUUUUGCAAUAAAGGUUUUAUUAAACAGG
Molecule: messenger RNA, 1600 nt
Organism: Hemiscyllium ocellatum (epaulette shark)
Lineage: Eukaryota; Metazoa; Chordata; Chondrichthyes; Orectolobiformes; Hemiscylliidae
Product: putative defense protein 2
Exons: 5
Coding region: 92-646 (184 amino acids)
Molecular function (GO): oxidoreductase activity, acting on metal ions
Source: RefSeq, a predicted model, not a curated record